AUGGAUCCUAGCAUGCUGAUUGGAUUUCUCAUCAAGGACGAAGAAGACUGGGCUGACUGGAAGAAACGAGUUCAAUCCACUCCUGGACAGCCCAUUGUGCACAUGCUCCCCUGUCAGCAUCAGCCAGAUAAUGGCCAAGGUCGAGCGGAGGCACUGGACGAAGUUGAGGCACUGGACGAUUCAGAUGAGAUUGAGUGA
This is a messenger RNA of Penicillium digitatum Pd1, 198 nucleotides long. The record is from RefSeq and is a predicted model, not a curated record. Lineage: Eukaryota; Fungi; Ascomycota; Eurotiomycetes; Eurotiales; Aspergillaceae.